This is a messenger RNA of Lodderomyces orthopsilosis Co 90-125, 1914 nucleotides long. It is a transcript of the gene TPD3, whose product is annotated as protein phosphatase 2A structural subunit. Bases 1 to 1914 code for a protein of 637 amino acids. Lineage: Eukaryota; Fungi; Ascomycota; Pichiomycetes; Serinales; Debaryomycetaceae. Gene Ontology annotation, molecular function: protein binding; protein phosphatase regulator activity. Gene Ontology annotation, biological process: protein dephosphorylation. The record is from RefSeq and is a predicted model, not a curated record. Gene Ontology annotation, cellular component: protein phosphatase type 2A complex; cytoplasm. The transcript has a single exon.
AUGGACGAUUUGUAUCCUCUCGCGUUAUUAAUGGACGAAUUGAAACACGACGAUGUUUCCAACCGAGUUGAAGCAAUGCAAAAGCUAGACACCAUUGCCAUAGCUUUAGGUCCAGAAAGAACUCGUAAGGAAUUGUUGCCAUUUUUACAUGAUGUUGCUCAGGAUGAUGAAGAGGAGGUAUUUACUGUAUUGGGAGCCAAAUUGGGGGAAUUUGUACCUUUAAUUGGGGGUCAUGAAUAUUGUGAACCAUUGAUUGAAAUAUUGACUAUAUUGGCAUCAAUGGAAGAACCAUUGGUGAGGGAUAAAGCUAUUGAAUCAUUGAAUCAAAUUAGUCAAGAAUUGAACCAAGAUGAGAUAAAUAACGUGUUUUUGGGGUUAAUUACUAGUUUAAGUCAAGGUAAUUGGUUUCUGAAAAAAAUUGCUUCUUGUGGAUUAUACAAGGCGGUGAUAAUUCGAGUUGAUGCAAAUACUAGAAAAGAAUUGUUACGCACUUAUUUGAAAUUAGUUACUGAUGAUUAUCCCAUGGUUAGAAGAGCAGCAGCGACAAGUUUACCUCAUUUGAUUGAUUUAUUGACCAAGUUUACUGAGGAAUCACCUAAUGAUGUAAACAAAGUGAAUAAUGAAGAUUGGGAAAUUAUUUCCAAAAUGUUUCAACAUUUGAUUAAUGAUGAUCAAGAUUCGGUUAAAUUUCUCAGUGUUGAUGUUUUGAUUGCCAUUUUAGAAUUUUUCCAAAAAAUUCAUGAAUAUAGUUUCAAUUCUGAUUUCUUAUCAAGUGCAUUGAAAUUGAUCAAAGACGAUAGUUGGAGAGUUCGGUAUACCGCUGCUGAUAGAUUUAGUAAAAUAGCCGUCAAUUUCACCCAUAAUGAACUGGAUCUAUUUCAAUUGAUUGAUCCUUUUAUUUCAUUAAUGAAGGAUCAUGAGGGGGAAGUUAGAAAAGCCGUUGCAAAGCAAUUACCUGCAUUCAGUAAAUUAUUGACAGAAUAUCCACCAACUAAAGCUACAAUCCUAAACAAGAUUGUCCCAGUGGUUAAUGAAUUAAGUCAAGAUCCUCAAGAAAAUGUUCGUGCCUCAUUAGCAUCAACCAUUACUGAAUUAUCCCCCAUUUUAACCAGACAACCAACAAUCGAUAAAUUAUUACCUAUUUUCUUAACUAUGUUGAAAGAUGAAUUUCCUGAUGUUCGAUUAAAUAUAAUUUCAAACUUGUCAGUGGUUAAUGAAACUAUUGGUAUUAAUCUUUUAUCAACAAAUUUACUUCCAGCUAUAACUGAAUUGGCCCAAGAUCAUAAAUGGAGAGUAAGAUUAGCCAUUAUUGAAUAUAUCCCUAAAUUAGCUGAUCAAUUGGGUCAAUCCUUCUUCAAUAAUGAAUUAUUGUCAUUAUGUAUGUCAUGGUUAUGGGAUCCAGUAUUUGCCAUUAGAGAAGCAGCAGUGGAGAAUUUGAAAAACUUGACAAUAAUAUUUGGAUCACAAUGGGCAACACACGAAAUUAUUGCUAGAUUAUUGAAUCAAAGUGAUAACAAGAUUGAUGAUGGCGACAACAAUGACGAAGAAGCUGACGAUGACAACAAGAUUGACUAUUCAAAUUUCAUUAUUCGAAUCACUUGUUUAUUCGCUAUAACUUCGUUAAUCCCAGUUAUUGACUACCCAGUCCUAGUUGAAAAGGUUCUCCCAUUCAUAAAUGGAUUAAUCACUGACGCUGUCCCCAACAUUAGAUUCAAUGUUGCAAAGUCUUAUUUAACUCUAGUUGAAUCAUUAUGUCAACAUAAAGAUCAAGCUCCUAAUCAAGACGAAUUGAAAAAGUUGAUUAAUUUACAAGUAUUAUCAAAUUUGGAAAAAUUGGAAACUGACGAUGAUGUUGAUGUCAGAUUUUAUUCUACGCAAAGCAUCAAGGGAAUUAAUGAAAUACUAGCUCAAUAA